Arabidopsis lyrata subsp. lyrata is the source of this 2343-nucleotide messenger RNA. RefSeq lists its product as uncharacterized. The transcript has 3 exons. Gene Ontology annotation, molecular function: protein dimerization activity. Bases 1514 to 2029 code for a protein of 171 amino acids. The record is from RefSeq and is a predicted model, not a curated record. NCBI's taxonomy places the organism in Eukaryota, Viridiplantae, Streptophyta, Magnoliopsida, Brassicales, Brassicaceae.
AUGGGAUGAGAAUAUGGAGUUUUGUGUGAUCCAAAAAAAUCCAGAUAAGGUGAAAUGUAAGCUGUGCGGAAAAGAAAUGUCUGGUGGAGUGUUUAGGAUGAAAGAACAUAUUGGUCAUCAAAGAGGAAAUGUUUCUCCUUGCCCAUUGUCAACAAAAGAGGAUCAAGCUAAGUGUAUGAGUGCACUUAAAGAAGCAAAGCACAAGAAAACGAGAAAGAGACGACAUGAUAAAGAGCUUAGAUUAGAGAUGAAUAUAAAUAAACCGUAUUUGGAUAAUGUACUACAAGAAGAACUUGGAACUCAAACGGCUCCUCACUUCCAAGGUCGUCCCAUGGAUAAGUUCGUGAACUACAUCAACCUUGAAGCUUCCUUAGCACAAACACGACAACAAAAUAUCCAUGAUGCAAUUUCUAAAGAGAAGACAAAUGCUGUUCGCCAAUAUUGUGCUAGGUGGAUGUACCAGUCAAGUAUUCCCUUCAAUGUUAUUGAUAAUGAAAGUUUCAGAUUAUAUUGUGAAGCAUUGGGAUAAUAUGGACCUGGUUGGGUUCCUCCUACUCAAUACCAGCUGAGAGAACCAUUGUUAAAUGAAGAGCAAGAGAGGAUAAAGAAAAAGUUGAAGAGUCUAGAAGUAGAAUGGGAAGAACAAGGCUGCUCCGUAAUGACAAAUGCAUGGGGUGACAUGAAAAGGAGAAGCAUAAUGAAUUUGUUUGCCAAUUCAAGAGGAGGUGAGACCAAAUAUAUUUUGGACAGGUUGCGCUGCUCACACCAUCGACUUAAUGCUUGAGGGAGUUUCCAAGUUGCCUUGGUUUGCAAAAGUGAUCAGUCAAGCUAAAGGUCUCACUGUCUUUUUAUAUGUUCAUCAUAAAACGUUAUCCAUGAUGAGAGCAAAUACAAAGAAGAGGGAUAUUGUGACACCAGGAGCAACACGAUUCGCCACAUGCUUCUUGACACUACAAAGUCUACACAAGAAGAAAUCACAAUUGAUGUCUAUGUUCGGCAGUGACGAGUGGCAUGAAUGCAAGCAUUCUAAGUGUGUAAAAGGAAAACAAGCAUCUGAUAAAGUUAUGAGCUAUGCAUUGUGGAGUAGUGUUAUCGUGGUUUUAAAAGUGUUCAAUCCUAUGGUUAAGGUUCUAAGACUUGCAGAUGGGGAAAAGAAACCUCCUACGAGAUUCAUUUAUGGAGAGAUUCUAGAAGCUAAAAGUCGAUCAAAGAAGCUUCUAAUCAUUUGGAAAAGAAUUACAAACCUAUCUUUCAGAUUAUGGAUGAGAAAAUGAAAGGUAGAUUGGAUUCUCCUUUGCAUCUUGCUGCUUACUUUCUAAAUCCAUUCUACUUCUACAAAGAUCCUAAUAUUCAAUAUGAUAUGGAGAUGAGAGAGGGAUUUAUUGCUUGUGUUGAAACUUUUUAUCAUGGUGACUUUGAGAAGCAAAAUAAAGUAGUGAAUGAUGAGAUUAAUCUCUAUAAGAAAAAUGUGGCUCUUUUGGGAAAAACUUAGCAUUAAGAGGAUGUGAACAAAAUGAUGAAGCAUUUGAUCCAGAGAAUUGGUGGGCAACAUAUGGAUGCCAUGCAUGCACCUACGUUGCAAAAGCUAGCAACAAAAAUCCUUGCUUUGACCUCUAGCUCUUCUGGUUGUGAAAGAAAUUGGAGCAGUUUUGAAGCGAUUCACACUAAGAAAAGGAAUAUAUUAGAUGUCAAUCGUCUAAACAGCCUUGUUUAUGUCCAAAUUAAUGCAAGACUUUUUAACAAGCACAAAAAAAUGAAAGAGAAAGCAAUAGAUGUGAUUAUAGAUGAUGGUAAUGAAGAAACCAUCGAAGAUUGGAUUGUGGAGGAACAUCAAGAUGACCAAGCUACUGUUGUUGGUGUCGUACCUAAUACCCAAUCUCCAAGGGUAAGAGAGCUUUAUGAUGAUGAUUUUAAAUCUGAGGAAGCAGAUGAAGUAAUGCUUGAGAUGGAAUUUGAACCUGAUGUGUUCCAUAAAAUCCUGAAUUUCGUGAUACACCAAUGGGUUACUAAGGUUCGUUUUUGUUGUUGAUGAUUACUUGUUAUUUUUUACCGUGAUAGUUUGAAUCUAUCUUGCUAUUUCUAUUUUCCUUUGUUUGAUUACUUGAUCAAUUGUUUGAUCAUUUGCAAGAUAAUCAAGAAGUCCUAACUAAACAAGAAGUCCAACAUAUGCAAAUUACUUGAUCAUUGAAGGAAAUCAAACGAGGAAGAAGUAGUCUUCACUCUUUUUGUGACCUUUCACUAUUUUUUGUGUGUCUCAAGAUCAAGACCAUACUAUUUUUUGUAUAUCAUGUUGGAACUUUAAUUUGUAUUUUGCAUAUGUAUUUAGGAUGAAUGUCAAUCUGA